AGGACGCGUGUUGCUUCGCCCAGCGAUCGGCAGAAGUUGGGAGAGUUGGCGUCCGCCUCCCGCCUGCCGGACUUCGGAACCGCGGCUACAGCCCGCUAGCCCGCGGGGCCGCCUCCCUCCCGCCCAGUCCGCCGCGCAGAGGAGAGGGGCGCGGAGGGGGUCGCGAGCUCUACCAGAACUUGGAAGUGUGCGAAGGGAUGCGAGGCAGAUGAAGAGCGAGGAAACGUGAACAAAGUGGCGACCGCAGGAGGGACUCCACGGAGCUCGAUUGUCGCGGAGGACGCUCUGGCAGAGGGGCUGGCUGGGGAUUUUUCCCCCCUUCCUCUCGCAUUCUUUGGCUCUCUUUUAAAGCCAUACCAGCCUUCUCUCUUUCUUUACUAUCUCGAAUCCCCAAACCCUUGCUGGCUCUUAUGGGCAUGAAACACUCCUCCCGCUGCCUGCUCCUCCGGAGGAAAAUGGCGGAGAACGCAGUCGAAAGCACGGAGGUGAGCAGCGCCCCCCCUCAACCCCCUCAACCUGUCAUCCCAGCCAAGCCUGUACAAUGCGUCCACCACGUGUCCACACAGCCCAGCUGCCCAGGACGGGGCAAGAUGUCCAAGCUGCUGAAUCCCGAGGAGAUGACAUCAAGGGACUACUAUUUUGACUCCUAUGCUCACUUUGGGAUCCACGAGGAAAUGCUGAAGGAUGAGGUGAGGACACUCACGUACCGGAACUCCAUGUACCAUAAUAAGCAUGUGUUCAAGGACAAAGUGGUGCUGGAUGUUGGGAGUGGCACAGGGAUCCUCUCCAUGUUUGCUGCCAAAGCAGGGGCCAAGAAGGUGUUUGGGAUCGAAUGUUCCAGUAUUUCUGACUAUUCAGAGAAGAUCAUUAAGGCCAACCACCUGGACAAUGUUAUUACCAUAUUUAAGGGUAAAGUGGAGGAGGUGGAGCUGCCCGUGGAGAAAGUGGACAUCAUUAUCAGCGAGUGGAUGGGUUACUGUCUGUUCUAUGAGUCCAUGCUCAACACGGUGAUCUUUGCCAGGGACAAGUGGUUGAAACCUGGAGGGCUUAUGUUUCCAGACCGGGCAGCUUUAUACGUGGUAGCAAUUGAAGACAGACAGUACAAGGACUUCAAAAUCCACUGGUGGGAGAACGUCUAUGGCUUUGACAUGACCUGUAUCCGGGAUGUCGCCAUGAAGGAGCCCCUGGUGGACAUCGUGGACCCAAAGCAAGUGGUGACCAAUGCCUGUUUAAUAAAGGAAGUGGACAUUUACACUGUGAAGACGGAAGAGCUGUCCUUCACAUCUGCCUUCUGCCUGCAGAUACAGCGCAACGACUACGUCCAUGCCCUCGUCACCUAUUUUAAUAUUGAAUUUACCAAGUGCCACAAGAAAAUGGGUUUUUCUACAGCCCCCGAUGCUCCCUACACCCACUGGAAGCAGACCGUCUUCUACUUGGAAGACUACCUCACUGUCCGGAGGGGGGAGGAAAUCUACGGGACCAUAUCCAUGAAGCCAAAUGCCAAAAAUGUGCGAGACCUCGAUUUCACAGUAGACUUGGAUUUUAAGGGACAGCUGUGCGAAACAUCUGUAUCUAAUGACUACAAAAUGCGUUAGCACACGUGGGAAGCUGCGGAGAGCAAGCGAGAAGAGGCACUCACUUCAGUCUGCCACGCUGCCCCAAGGAACACUGUUAGGAGGACCACACUCGAUAACCAGAGCUUUGCACUCUGCCUUGAAGAUCGGUGAACUUGCCAGAGCUCUCCCGGGCCCCACCAUGACAGGGAGCCUCCAGCUCCUCCGCUCUGCCCCGGAGCCCUUCACAAAGGCUUUGCUGUUGCCUGUUGUGUUGUGGUGGGGGCUCGGAGGAUGGAAGCAUACCCGUGUGCCCCCAUUGUCCUCCUAAACCGACUCUAUGGAUCUUCCAAGUUUUGCAUGCUGCAGACAUCUAGGACAGAUUACUUCCACUAGAACCUGGAGACGUAGUGUCUUUGAUAGCAUAAGCCAGAUUCUCUGUUUGUGCAGUGGUGUGUGUGUGUGUGAGUGCGUAUAUGUAUGUGUGUGUGCACUUGUGCAUGCACACACAUGAGUGUGUGUGCAUACAGAUUCUAUAUUAAUUUACACGCCCACAAACAUUUGUAUAUGCAUGCAUAUACAACUAAGUGGGUAUAUUUGGGUGUUCAUGCUGAGGUGUGUGCGUGCACGCGCGCACGCGUGUGUAUGCGUAUGUGUGGGUGUAUGUGCCUAGACUCUAUAUUACUCUCAGAGGAGGUUCUGUUGCUUUUGAAUAGGAAUUUGUUUCGUGAUUAGUUUUCCCCAUCCUGAUCCCUUAACAGAUGUUACGCAGCUAUGAAGCAUUCUGUGUACUAGCUCUGGUCUCGUUUUGGCUAGACUGUGGCUCUGAAUCCUGAGCGCAGUACCACGGGCUCUGUGGGCACUCAAUAAACACACAUGAGAACGAA
This is a messenger RNA of Myodes glareolus (Bank vole), 2440 nucleotides long. The record is from RefSeq and is a predicted model, not a curated record. Lineage: Eukaryota; Metazoa; Chordata; Mammalia; Rodentia; Cricetidae.